Messenger RNA from Malania oleifera, 1373 nucleotides. RefSeq names its product tRNA-splicing endonuclease subunit Sen2-1-like. Gene Ontology annotation, biological process: tRNA splicing, via endonucleolytic cleavage and ligation; tRNA-type intron splice site recognition and cleavage. Bases 198 to 944 code for a protein of 248 amino acids. The transcript has 2 exons. Gene Ontology annotation, molecular function: nucleic acid binding; tRNA-intron lyase activity. The record is from RefSeq and is a predicted model, not a curated record. Lineage: Eukaryota; Viridiplantae; Streptophyta; Magnoliopsida; Santalales; Ximeniaceae. Gene Ontology annotation, cellular component: tRNA-intron endonuclease complex.
AACAAUUGAAAAUUUCAUUUCAAUAGUUAGCGUACUAAAACAAAAAGCUUAUUCCAAAUCCUUGCCAAUAUGUUCCCAUUUUGAACUAAAGAUCUGCUCUCCGCCUCUCCCAAUCCCGCUGCUAUCCGGUCCUCUGCUCACUGCCUCCCUGCUUCCCGUUCCUGGCGUGCCGGCGGACACCACCUCCCUCCGAUUUAAUGAAACCAAGAUGGAAAGGGAAGGGCUCUGAAGUUAAAGCCCUUGCAGACCCCAUGUCAAAGAUUGUUUCCCAGCUUCAGUCUUCUCUUGUACAAUCCGAUUCUCAAGGAUUACUGUCGGGUUGCAGUGUUCUUCUUGAAGUAGGAGCAGAGCAAAUUGAUCUCCUUAAUCGUGCAUGCUUUGGCAGACCCAUUAUCACAGCUGAGAAGGAUAAGCAAUGGGUUCAGUUGGGAUUAGAGGAAGCUUUUUACUUGUACCAUUGUCUUAAAUGCCUUAAGAUCAUGGGUGAAGAUAAUUGUUCAAAAAAUGAAGAGGAGCUGUGGUUGUGCAUGAAAUCCAAGAAGGAAAAAUUCCCUUAUUUUUACAAGGCUUAUUCUUGCCUUCGAAUGAAAAAUUGGGUGGUGAGAUCAGGAUCUCAGUACGGAGUGGACUAUGUUGUGUAUCGUCACCAUCCAUGUUUGGUUCAUUCUGAAUAUGCUGUACUUGUAUUAUCAGAAGGAGAUGAAGAUGGCAAUGCAAAUGCACGACUGAGGACGUGGUCUGAUGUUCAUUGCACUACGCGACUUUGUGGAAGUGUUGCAAAGGUAUUGUUGGUUCUUAGCAUUAGUAGAAAUGGCCAUGGUACUCGUUCUCCUUCGUGUUUGGAGAGAUUCACAGUAGAAGAGCGCACGAUCACGAGAUGGAGUCCAGAGCAGUGUCGAGAGGAUCAGAAAAUUAUUGAAAAUGGAAAAACCGGUGAAAAAUAGAAAAUUACGGGUUCUAGAGGGAAAUUCUCACAUUGUGUUGGGGGCAUAGUUGGUUGUUUGGGUGCCUUUCGUAAAAAAAAAAAAUAUCACUUGUCUGAUUUAUUACAAUUUUGGAAAAGAUUUAUAGUUGCCUAUCUAAGCAUUCUCAAACUAUUUUGAAAAGUUCUUGUUUUCUUCUAGAUGAAAUAGAAGCAAAAAUGAAAAUGGCUACCAUGACAUGACUACAAAAUUCAGGUCAUUGAAGCUUAAGGGUUGAAAGAAAUGGUGGUGCUCCGAACCAUCUCACUCUGAUUUUUUAUUUUUCAUAUUAUUGUAGCUUAUCAAUAUUUAAAUAUUAGUUAUUAAACACAGAUGAUGAGUGUAAUCUUGAUUAUAGAAUGAAUUAUUUUUUAUCAAUUUUGCAAUUCAAGUAGUGUUUGAGAGUAUAAA